AUGUUACGACAAAUAACUCUCACAGCGUUUCUGAUCGGCGUUUGUGCUAUUUUGUUCUCUUCGCUUAAGACCGAAAACUCUCCACCAAUUAGCCAGGGCAAGAACAAUACCAUUCUUUUCAUCACAAAUGAACAUCCAGGACUCUACAAUGUACAUCUUUCGACGCUGUAUUCUCUUCUACAAAAGGACUCACAACUCAAGAUUCAUUAUGCAUCCUUCCCCAAGGUUGAGCAAAGGGUGAAACAUAUUUCAGACCUGGCAGCCAACGGGAAAUCAAAGACCAAGGAUGUCAACUUUCAUCCUCUUCCCGGUUCUGGAUAUACCGACAGUUUACAGAUGUUGAUCGACCAUAGUGAUCACGCACACGCACCUGGACUGGGCGCAGGAGAUCGAUUCGGAAAGAAUCUGGGAGUUUAUAUUGCACCCUGGUCAGCAAAUGCUUAUUUCACACUAUUCGAGUCUUGUGAUCGCCUGAUUAGCGAUAUCGAUCCUGCUGUUAUCGUUUUCGAUGCAUUUCUUACACCAGGGAUAAACGCUGCCCGCCAGAAAAAUCGACUUCACGCCAUUAUCACUCCCAAUGUUUUGUCCGAUUUGUUACCCGCUGGGCAGCAGCCUCCCUGGACUUUGUUUUGGAAAUAUCCAGCUUUAGGUUCGGGAUUCCCAUAUCCUGUACCAUGGAAACUUGUCCCAGCAAAUAUGUACAUCAACUUCAGAAUCAUGCGUGCAAUCUUCUCUCUUCCGGAAAUUACGUCAAAGAGAAAGCAGUUAGAGAAGAUGGGUAUCGAGAAACCAAUUGAUUUUAUGGGUCUUUAUAGGAAAAAUGUCCCUUGGAUAACUCAAACACUGCCAGGUGCUCAUACACCAGUGGCGAGAAUACCAGAAAAUGUCACAUUAGCAGGACCAAUCAAUCUAGCAGGAUUAGAAAAGAAGUCCUCCGGUGCUUUGGAGUUGCUGGACUGGGCAAAGAAGCCAACAGUCUUGAUUUCUUUGGGCAGCGGUUUCAAGUAUCAUGAGUGGCAAGCGAGAGCAAUGAUCGAAGCCAUACAUUAUGUACUGAAACAGACAGAAGUACAAGUAUUGUGGAAGAUGUCUAGACGCGGCACAUAUGACCAUCAGUUUCUAAAGACUGCUGCAAAAGAGUCAAAGGAUCGUCUGAGGAUCGAAAAAUGGUUGGAAGUUGAACCACCGACGCUUUUGCAAGAAGGGAAUAUAUUAACGUUUGUACACCAUGGAGGCGCAGGAUCCUAUCAUGACUCUUUAGGGGCCGGAAUUCCUCAAGUCAUUCUACCCCAAUGGAUAGACUUGUAUGAUUACGCAUCACUUGUUGAGAGAUUGAACAUAGGCAUUUGGGGUUGUCGCGAAACCAGUCCGAAUUGGACAGCUGAAUGUCUUCAAGAGGCUUUUUUGCUUUCUGUUGAAGAUAGCUCGGCGAGAUCAUUGAUGACGAAGAACGCAGCGUCGUUCGGAGAGCUCGCCAGAAAAUCUCCGGGUCGAGACGUUGCCGCGCGAGUAGUCGAGCGGUUGGCUGCCUCUGGCUAUGAAUAA
Glarea lozoyensis ATCC 20868 is the source of this 1545-nucleotide messenger RNA. RefSeq names its product UDP-Glycosyltransferase/glycogen phosphorylase. The record is from RefSeq and is a predicted model, not a curated record. Gene Ontology annotation, molecular function: UDP-glycosyltransferase activity. NCBI's taxonomy places the organism in Eukaryota, Fungi, Ascomycota, Leotiomycetes, Helotiales, Helotiaceae. Bases 1 to 1545 code for a protein of 514 amino acids. The transcript is spliced from 2 exons.